CAAAGUGGCUCCAGUUUUUGGGAGGAGUGGCCAUGAUGAUUCUGCUUAGCAGAAGAGACGAAGUAGUUAAAAAUUAUUACCAGCGAGGGGCAGGGACCCAAGGAUGUGUCUAUAUAAGACCGUGCCUUCAGCGCAGAGCCUCUGCUACUGCCGCAAGAGUCCGCACCAGGUCGCAGGAGCCCAGCCCUUCAGUGACAGGAGCCAGGGACAGAAGCAAAGGGCAACAGACUGGUCCACUCUGGGGCUCCUGCUUCACAUCUGAAACAGGCACAGGACCCCCUAACUUCAGUCCCCUGUCCUCAAACUCACACCCGCGGGGUUGCAGGCCCUAGCCCAACACACCCGCGCGCGGCACAAGCACGCCUGAAGGCAGGUCCCACACCAGGGCUAUGCGAGCAGGAGCCCAGGCGACUGGCCUUGGGCGGAGGGAAUAGGACCCAGCGGGAGGCAAAGAGGUUGCAGGGUUAGAGUCCUGGGCGGAGGACACCUUAGCUGCGAGACACCUGCUGCUGCCGCCUCGCCAGGAAGAUGCGCGUGGUCUCCCUGCUGCUGGGCGCAGCACUGCUCUGCGGCCACGGAGCCUUCUGCCGCCGGGUCGUCAGCGGCCAAAAGGUGUGUUUUGCUGAUGUGAAGCAUCCCUGCUACAAAAUGGCCUACUUCCAUGAAUUGUCCAGCCGAGUGAGCUUUCAGGAGGCUCGCCUGGCUUGUGAGAGUGAGGGAGGGGUCCUCCUCAGUCUUGAGAAUGAAGCAGAACAGAAGUUAAUAGAGAGCAUGUUGCAAAACUUGACAAAACCUGGAACAGGAAUUUCCGAUGGUGAUUUCUGGAUAGGGCUGUGGAGAAAUGGAGAUGGCCAAACUUCUGGUGCCUGCCCAGAUCUUUACCAGUGGUCUGAUGGAAGCAGUUCCCAGUACCGGAACUGGUAUACUGAUGAACCUUCCUGUGGAAGUGAAAAGUGUGUUGUGAUGUAUCAUCAACCAACUGCCAAUCCAGGCCUUGGGGGUCCCUACCUUUACCAGUGGAAUGAUGACAGGUGCAACAUGAAGCACAAUUAUGUCUGCAAGUAUGAACCAGAGAUUAGUCCAACUGACCCUGUGGAGAAGCCUUAUCUAACAAAUCAACCAGGAGACACUCAUGAAAAUGUGGUUGUUACUGAAGCAGGCAUACUUCCUAAUCUAAUUUAUGUCAUUAUACCAACAAUACCACUGCUCUUACUGAUACUGGUUGCUUUUGGAACCUGCUGUUUCCAGAUGAUACAUAGAAGGAAAGCAAGGAGACACUUCAUCAAAGACUCAACUCCAUUAUCAUCUGAGUGCCUUGCAGAAAGUUUAAAUUCCACUCUGUAAAGGAAGAACAAAAACGAGUCCAAACCAGUCGACACUGUGGAUUUCAAAGAGCACCAGAAAGGAAAGUGGCAUGGAAGUAUAAUAAUUCAUUGACUUGGCUCCAGAAAAGAAAAUAAUCUUAUAAUUCUGGAUCCGUGUAAGGAAUGACAUCAGAACAUUAGCUUGGAAUGGCUUGAUAUCUCAAAGGAUCUGCAAAAUGAACUGUAAGCUCCCCCUUGAGGCAAAUAUCAAAAUACUUUUUAUAUGGUUAUUAUUUCAUUUACAAAAAUGUGCUGUACUAAUAAUGGAGUGAGACUUGCUUAUUUUGCUAAAGGAUGCACCCAAACUUAAAGAAAAUGAAACGGACCAUGCAGAUAAAACUACUGUUAGCACAUCAGGAGUAUAUGUGUUGAAAGCAGUUAUUUUUAUUUCUUUCACCUUUCAUAAGUUGUAAUUUAGUUAAUAUAAUAUAAAUUGUAUUGAAAUUUGGAGUCUGCAAAAGCAUUUUACCCUUGCAUAAGCAUUUGAUAAAAGUGGCCUCUUCUAAUAUUUAUUUUUAUGACAUUCCAUUUUUCAAUACAUGGUGUUUUGAUUGAAGAAAUGUAUCACUGUUUUCAACUGAAUUCACACACACACAAAUAUAUUACCAUAAAAAUUUCUUUUCUGGAAAUUAUUCAUCUUUUUUCAGUUUCUGUGCUUUUGGUUGGACAAUGUUUAGGAAAUCUAUUCAGAAAUAAGAAGCUGUUUCAUUAACUGUGGUGUAAUUUCCAGAAAUAUUUUCCUUAGAGGCAAGAACUGUCUAAUUUCAAUUGUUCAAGACAUGUGCCUUACAAUUAUUUUUAGUUUAAAAUUCAACAGAUUUUGUAAUUAAAUAACUUUACUAAUAGCUGUAUAGUCAUAACGCAGUAAAUAUUGAACAAAAAUGAGGCAUAGACAAUAUUACUCAUAUGUCUUCACAUGUUGCCUAUAUAACUAACUACAACUAGCUCUCUGAGGGUUCUAGAAUCAACAUGGUCCCUCCUUUACCACUUAAAUGAUGAUAAUUGUUUGGGGUUGGAGUUGACAUUGGAGGCAGAGAGUUUCAGAGUUUGUGUAAGGUUUUUCUCACUGAGUUUAGCCUCUAUUAGUACAUAAAAAGGUCUUAUAAUUGGGACCAAGUGAAUGGUUGCCACCAGAGUGGAGCUAAGCACAGUACACCAACAUUUCAGGAUGGGAAAAAUAAACAUCCCAGAUUAGAUGAAUUAGUGUGGCAUGUGUUGGAGGUCAUCAGUGAUUUAAUAUUCAUUGAUGAGAAUUUGUUCCUGUUAGUAAACAAUGGCUCCUUGCUGUCUAUCGUCUCCUAGUUUUCAAUGCUUGUGACUUGUUCUCUCAAGUUGUUACUAUUUGGUCUUCAAAUGUCCCUGAGCUCCUUUUAACCAAAUAAAGAGUUCUUGUUUCUGAAG
This is a messenger RNA of Heterocephalus glaber (naked mole-rat), 2765 nucleotides long. RefSeq names its product chondrolectin (gene Chodl). The record is from RefSeq and is a predicted model, not a curated record. NCBI's taxonomy places the organism in Eukaryota, Metazoa, Chordata, Mammalia, Rodentia, Bathyergidae.